Molecule: messenger RNA, 2630 nt
Organism: Solea senegalensis (Senegalese sole)
Lineage: Eukaryota; Metazoa; Chordata; Actinopteri; Pleuronectiformes; Soleidae
Gene: zmpste24
Product: zinc metallopeptidase, STE24 homolog
Exons: 9
Coding region: 615-2018 (467 amino acids)
Biological process (GO): CAAX-box protein processing
Cellular component (GO): endoplasmic reticulum membrane
Molecular function (GO): metalloendopeptidase activity
Source: RefSeq, a predicted model, not a curated record
CUGUUAUUGUAGCUUCUGUUUUCACAUUUUUUUAUUUUUAUGUGCGCAACAUUAACUGUCCCAUUCAUUGAAAACAAGGAAGUGUUUUGCUCGCAACAAUUCUGCAUUUGUUUUCUCCAAAACGCAUUUAUUGGGAGAUUAGUUCUUUUAUUUUUACGCCACCGAAUUUACUUUUAAACGUGUAUGUUGUGGGGGGGAUUAAAGGUCUGUGUGUUAUGACGUACACUUCGACCUUCGACUUGAGUGAGUUCCCGGAAAGCGGAACUUUAACUAUAUCGUCGAUGUUUCAUUAGGGGUGAAAUUCGUUGCCACACUGCGCCGACAGGGCUCGCAUAUCCUCACAUGAAUGGAAAGAUAUUAGCGAUAAAAGCCUCGACGCGGGAAUGGAAAUUGGAUGCAGGGACUUCAGAGUUAACGCAAUUUCGUGUCCGACGAUUUAACGCUUUUAACACUUUUCCCCGUAAUUUAAUCUACAGUGUGUUUUCUGUAAAGUGUGUAGAGCAUAAGCUAAGUAGCUGCUAGCCUCAGGCUAUCAGUGCGGCUAGGGUAACGUUACCGUUGUCGUUAGCCAGCCGAGCCUGUUUAAGUUGACGUAGACCAACAACAGAGCAAACAUGAUUGAAAGUAUAUUGGAUCUCCCGGUGGAAAAGCAGAUAUUUUAUGCUGUUUUGGUGUUUUCAUGGACAGUGUAUCUAUGGGAGGCGUACCUUUCUUACAGACAGAGAAGGAUAUACAGAUCAACAAGUCAUGUACCGCAGGAGCUGGGCAAGAUCAUCGAUUCUACAACAUUUGAGAAGUCGCGUCUCUAUCAGCUGGACAAAAGCAACUUCAGCUUUUGGUCUGGACUCUACUCUGAAUCUGAGGGCACGUUGAUCUUACUCUGUGGUGGAAUCCCGUUCCUGUGGGGCGUCGCCGGCACGGUGACGACGCGCUUUGGAUUUGGGUCGGAUUACGAGAUCACCCAGUCCCUUGUGUUUCUGACACUAGCCACCCUCUUCAGUGCCUUCACGGGACUUCCAUGGAGUUUGUACAACACGUUUGUCAUUGAGGAGAAGCACGGCUUUAACCAGCAGACGUUGGGGUUCUUCCUCAGAGAUGCUGUCAAGAAGUUUGUUGUGACCCAGUGUAUCCUGCUGCCCGUGACCUCGCUGCUCCUGUACAUCAUCAAGAUUGGAGGAGACUACUUUUUUAUCUAUGCCUGGCUCUUUACUCUGGCUGUCUCUCUGAUACUUGUCACCAUCUAUGCUGAUUACAUAGCUCCACUGUUUGACAAGUUCACCCUGUUGCCUGAAGGAGAGUUAAAGACUGACAUUGAGGCUAUGGCCCAGAGUAUAAGCUUCCCCCUCACAAAAGUUUAUGUUGUGGAAGGUUCCAAGCGCUCAUCGCACAGCAACGCAUACUUCUAUGGGUUCUUUAAGAACAAGCGCAUUGUGCUGUUUGACACGUUGCUGGAAGACUACUCGCCACUCAACAAGGCCGGAGAGCCACCGGCUGAGCAGCCAGAGUGCGACGAGACGUCGGGCGAGGCCAAAGCCAAGCCAAAGAACAAGAAACAAGGCUGCAACAACCCAGAGAUCCUCGCUGUCCUCGGCCAUGAGCUCGGCCACUGGAAGCUUGGCCACACUGUAAAGAAUAUGAUCAUCAGUCAGAUGAAUUCCUUCCUGUGCUUCUUCCUGUUUGCUGUCCUGAUUGGACGCAAGGAGCUGUUUGUAGCUUUUGGCUUCAAUGAAAGCCAACCCACAUUAAUAGGCUUGAUGAUUAUCUUCCAGUUCAUCUUCUCCCCGUACAAUGAGCUCCUGUCCUUCUGUCUAACGGUUCUGAGUCGCAGGUUUGAGUUCCAGGCGGACGCGUUUGCUCAGCGUAUGGGCAAAGCCUCUGAGCUCUACUCUGCCCUCAUCAAGCUUAACAAGGACAACCUUGGCUUCCCCGUGGCUGACUGGUUGUUCUCCAUGUGGCACUAUUCCCACCCUCCCCUCCUGGAACGCCUCAGAGCGCUUGGCAACGUCAAGCAGGACUGACGGCGCUGGAAGGGGCCGAAGCGAUCGCCGGCUCCUCCAAAGGGCCUCCGCAAACCGCUCCUGGCCCUGUAACGCACCGUGGUCUUUCUUUACCCACCUGCAGCCCCUCUUAUUAUUUUAUCUUGAUUGUAGUCUUUUCUUCUUUUGCCGAUCUUUCCAUCAUCCCCCCCACACACCUUUACACUUUGUUUUUUUUAACAAAACCAAAACAUAUCAACUCAAGGCAGCCUAGAAAAUCAAAAGCCUUUCCUGAAGUCUCUGCUCUUUCUUUGGAGACACUUUAUAUGCACAUGUUGAGAGGGAACACAUCUGGGCAUUGUGUAUUUUCAAAAAGUCAUUGUCAGAACACGGAUCAUUUGCGCUUAGUUUAGUAAGUAGUAUCUAUAAAUUAAUUGAUUUUUUUUUUUAUUUAAAAGGGAAGAGUAAGUCUUUACGAAACCGCCACUUUACCACGGCUACGUAGUCCUGUUGUGAUGUAGACGUGACGUCUAAUUGUUCAGAGCAUACAGAGCAUACUAGAUGGAUCCUCCAGCGUAAUGCACACUUAAUAUGUUGUGAAUCAAGAGAAGCGCUAAGCAGAUGCAGACGUAGUGGGUAGGAAGAUGGAUGACU